UCUGCCUUCACAGAUAAAAACACCGUCCUCUCGUCCUCCGCUCCUCCAUUCGUUUCCACCCCAUCCACCCGUUGCGACGCCACCAUCACCCCUCCUACAGCUGUUUCCAUCUCCUCCCUCCCGUUUCACUCCUUUCCGCUUCUUUUUAUCCCCACCUCCCCCCUCUCUCCCUCUCUUCAAGAGAGGAGAGAGGGGUGGACCGCCGUCGUCGCUGAUUUCAUGGGCUCGGCCAACCAUUCGCCGAGUUCAGACAAUGCAGCGAUGGCCACGGCGGACGAGAUGUUCUCCAAGCGCGGCUGCUGCUGCUUCUUUGUGCCCUGGCCUAACAAGGCCUGGGAGAGGAUAAUGCCCCCGGCGUCGGAGCGGACCGACGGGGUCUGCCCCGCGGCGAGCCGGCGGUGGUGGUGCAGAGGAUGGAAGGCUAUCCUCAAGGUGCGGGAGUGGUCCGAGCUCGUGGCCGGCCCUCGGUGGAAGACCUUCAUCCGCCGGUUCCGCCGCCGGCCCCGGAACGGCGGCGGAGGCAAGCCCGGCGGCAGGUUCGGGUACGACCCCAUGAGCUACGCCCGCAACUUCGACGAGGGGCAGGGCAGCGACUCGGACGGCGACACCGUCCGGCGGGGUUUCUCCGCCAGGUACGCCACCCCGCCCGCGUUGGCCAAGUCGUCGAUGGACUUGGGGGGCCUCAACGACGCGCCGCUCCUCGUCGGCUACGCCCACUGAGGAGGAGGAGGACGCCGAUUUUGAGGUCGGAGGAAGGAGAGGAGUUUGUUUCUUGGUCGGCUGAUUAUUCGUUUUCGAAUGCGAUUUCUGUUCGUUAUUUGUGUUUCGGUAUUAUUUAUUACGUGAUGAUUGGAGGGGAGAAAAAAUAAAAGCAGCGAUAGGUUUAAUGGGUGUGAUUUUUUUUGCUUUUCCCAAGGAACAAAGGGUCUUGUAGUUUCAAUUAAAACACCACUCCUCACUACUUAUUCCAUGACUUUUCUUUUAUUCGAGGGUCGAAAUGUCUUCCCUCCUUCA
Musa acuminata subsp. malaccensis (wild Malaysian banana) is the source of this 1014-nucleotide messenger RNA. The record is from RefSeq and is a predicted model, not a curated record. Lineage: Eukaryota; Viridiplantae; Streptophyta; Magnoliopsida; Zingiberales; Musaceae.